Heterostelium album PN500 is the source of this 975-nucleotide messenger RNA. RefSeq names its product cyclin family protein. The transcript is spliced from 5 exons. Lineage: Eukaryota; Evosea; Eumycetozoa; Acytosteliales; Acytosteliaceae. Gene Ontology annotation, molecular function: protein kinase binding; cyclin-dependent protein serine/threonine kinase regulator activity. Gene Ontology annotation, cellular component: nucleus; cyclin-dependent protein kinase holoenzyme complex. The record is from RefSeq and is a predicted model, not a curated record. Gene Ontology annotation, biological process: regulation of cyclin-dependent protein serine/threonine kinase activity. Bases 1 to 975 code for a protein of 324 amino acids.
AUGGAUUCAAGUUCAUCUUCAUUUUCUCAUUCAGUCAACUAUCAUAAUGAGAAUAGAAGUCAUUUAAAUCAACAACAGCCCCAGCAAUUGGCUACUCAAUACCCACCAUCACCAACCAGUCAACAAACAACCAUUCUAUCUAUUCUUCAGGAGGGUAGAAUGCAGCUAGAUGACAUAAGCUCAAAGCCUGAAACUUCAAGUGAUUGUCUUCUAAGGUCUUUAGUAUUAUGUAUCAAUCAAUUAUUGGCUUAUGGUGAUCAAUUAUCAAAUAAUUAUACACAAUUUUUACCAGACAAUAUGAGAUUACCAAUGAUUACCAUUGAUCUAUAUAUUGCCAGAAUCCUUAAAUACUCUCCAUGUUCAAAAGAAUAUAGAUUAAUUACCAAAAGAAACUUUAUUGUAAAUAGUUAUAAUAUACAUCGAAUUUUAAUCACAAGUAUUUUAGUAGCAGCAAAAUAUCUUGAUGAUAUUUUUUAUAAUAAUCACUUUUACUCUCAAGUUGGUGGUGUUUCAGUUAAGGAAAUCAAUGUGAUGGAACUUGAUUUACUUAAAUUGCUGUCAUUCGAUGUAGGUGCCAAUCUCGAAUCCUACGUUCAAUAUGCCAACAGCAUUGAAGUUUAUAACAAGAAGAUUCAAUCUCACUUGCACAUCAACAAUCCAAUCAGUCUGCCAAUUUCGAUUCCAUCGAUUGCCACACCGCAGGAAGGUACACUUUCGAUUCAUCUCGCUUUGAAAGAUUCAGUAUCUUCACAGGAUCUCACAUCAACCACCAACAACAACAACAAUAACAACAAUAACAACAACAGUCAAAACAAACACACAAACAACAACAACAACAACAACCCAAACGCAUUCGCCAAUCAUUCACAAUCAAGUAGUUCACUUAUAAACGGUAGCACUUCUAAAUCGGAACUCCAGCACAACAAUAGUAAUAAUAAUUUAAAAAGUGAUACAAAUACAACUUUGUUCAUUUAA